AUGAUUUGGAGACAGGUCCUCCUCCUGUCCUGCCUCUCAGCCGUGGUGCUCCUGUCAAUGCUGCCGGAGGGGACCGGUGCAUCGGUGGGCACCAGGCAGACAGCAGGAGCAGAGGACCAGGAAGGUGUGAAACAGGAGAUUUUCAUGCAAGAAUCAGAUGCCUCAAAUUUCCUCAAGAAGCGCAGCCAGCGGUCCCCCAAAUCCCGAGAUGAGGUCAACGCGGAAAACAGGCAGAAGCUGGGGGCAGAUGCUCUGCGGAGAGAUUAUUAUGAGAGACAAAGGAACAAGUUUGAGAACUUUGUGGAGGAACAAAAUGAUGAACAGGAAGAGAGGAGCCGCGAGGCUGUGGAGCAGUGGCGCCAGUGGCAUUAUGAUGGCCUGUACCCACCCUAUCUGUACAACCGCCACCACACCUGA
Cynocephalus volans (Philippine flying lemur) is the source of this 417-nucleotide messenger RNA. It is a transcript of the gene UCMA, whose product is annotated as upper zone of growth plate and cartilage matrix associated. The transcript has 5 exons. Gene Ontology annotation, cellular component: extracellular matrix. The coding region runs from base 1 to 417 and encodes 138 amino acids. NCBI's taxonomy places the organism in Eukaryota, Metazoa, Chordata, Mammalia, Dermoptera, Cynocephalidae. Gene Ontology annotation, biological process: embryonic skeletal system development; regulation of osteoblast differentiation. The record is from RefSeq and is a predicted model, not a curated record.